AGCAAUCUCUCAUUAGUCAGAAGAUACAACAAGUUGUAAAACAUAUCAGUGGAGUUGGGCACUAGUUUAAGAGUAAAGCAAAGUUUUUGAAAUUUAUACAUUCUUACCCUUGAAGAGUAGGCAUAUCAACAAAAUGUAACACAUUCAUGCCCUUUCAAGUCAAGACACAUCCCUCCCUCCACAAAAACCCAUUGCACUUUACAAACUCAAUCCGUAGUUAUAUAGUAAUCCCACAAUCUCUUACACAAAUCAAGUAAUUUGAUCCACCAAAAAGAAACAAAAACAUCCUUAAAAAACCAUGAACAAGUUACUAACGUUCCUUUGCUUUCUUGUUUUGCUUCUGGUUCCCCUUUCAAGAGCUGGCCAAGAUCCCUCCGACACAUUUGAGGUCUUUGCCAAGCUCCAUGACUUCGAUGUGGAAGACGAAGACGACGUGUUGGAGGCCUUAGACGUCCCAUCUUGGCAUAGUGGCCAUAGCAACAAAGUUCUUGUCAAUGUGGAUGGAUUUGGUGCUGUUGGAGAUGGUGUAGCUGAUGAUACUCAGGCCUUCAUCAAUGCGUGGAAACAAGCUUGUUCCACUCCAAAAUCAGUUCUCUUGGUUCCCGAAGGGCGUCGCUACUUAGUGAAUGCAACAAGAUUUAGAGGGCCUUGUGCUGACAGGAUUGUGAUCCAGAUAGAAGGGACCAUCGUUGCACCAGACGAUCCAAAGAGCUGGGAUCCCAAGAAUCCAAGAACUUGGUUGGUUUUCAACAAUCUAACCAAGGUUUAUUUCCAAGGGAAAGGUGUCAUAGAUGGCUCAGGCACCAAAUGGUGGGCAGCUUCUUGCAAGAAGAACAAGUCCAAUCCUUGCGAGAGUGCACCAACGGCCCUCACAAUAGAGUCGAGCUCAGCUGUGAGAGUGAAAGGAAUCACAGUUAAGAAUGGGCAGCAGAUGAAUUUUGUGAUCGGGCGUUCGGACUCUGUUCGGGUCAUAGAUGUCAAAGUCUCUGCCCCAGAGGACAGUCCCAAUACAGAUGGGAUACACAUCACUCAAUCAACAAAUGUAGUUCUUCAAAACUGCAAAAUAGGGACAGGAGAUGAUUGCAUAUCAAUUGUGAAUGCUAGCUCCAAUAUCAAGAUGAAGAAUAUCUUUUGUGGACCAGGCCAUGGAAUUAGCAUUGGCAGCCUAGGAAAGGACAACAGCACCGGCAUCGUAGAGAGCGUGGUGGUGGACAAGGCCUUCCUCCGAGGCACCACCAACGGUCUCAGGAUCAAGACUUGGCAGGGAGGCUCCGGCCACGUGCGUGCAGUGCGCUAUCAAGACGUGAGGAUGGAAAAUGUGACCAACCCCAUCAUCAUAGACCAAUUCUACUGCGACUCACCAAAAUCUUGCGAAAACCAGACGUCUGCAGUGAAUAUAACACAGAUCAUGUACCGCAACAUAACUGGGACAUCGAGAAGCCAAAAGGCCAUGAGAUUCGCAUGCAGCGACACAGUCCCAUGCACUCACAUCAUUCUUAACAACAUCAACUUGCAGAGCAGCGAUGGCACCGUCGAGACUUACUGCAACUCCGCUGCCGGCAUAGGCUACGGCUAUAUAAAUCCCUCUGCAGAAUGUCUCUCCUCUUCUGAUAAGGACGCUCAAAUCGUUCAACCUACUACACAACACAUACUUCACACUGAGCUUUGAGCCAAAUACUUUUUUAUAUAUAUAGUGUGAGAUUGGUUUGGUAUUUACCAUGAUUCUUGGAUUGUAUAGAUGUCUUAGAAUAGAUAGUAUGAAGCAUAUUUUGUAAGAGCAUCAAAGAUUCUAUAUAUACAAUCUUUGAUGCCCCAAACACAAACCAACAA
Messenger RNA from Salvia miltiorrhiza (redroot sage), 1830 nucleotides. RefSeq names its product probable polygalacturonase At1g80170. Lineage: Eukaryota; Viridiplantae; Streptophyta; Magnoliopsida; Lamiales; Lamiaceae. Gene Ontology annotation, biological process: carbohydrate metabolic process. The transcript is spliced from 8 exons. Bases 299 to 1669 code for a protein of 456 amino acids. The record is from RefSeq and is a predicted model, not a curated record. Gene Ontology annotation, molecular function: polygalacturonase activity.